This is a messenger RNA of Ylistrum balloti, 879 nucleotides long. RefSeq lists its product as uncharacterized. Gene Ontology annotation, biological process: mitotic cell cycle; centriole replication. Gene Ontology annotation, molecular function: calcium ion binding. Bases 1 to 678 code for a protein of 225 amino acids. The transcript is spliced from 5 exons. Gene Ontology annotation, cellular component: centriole; centrosome. Lineage: Eukaryota; Metazoa; Mollusca; Bivalvia; Pectinida; Pectinidae. The record is from RefSeq and is a predicted model, not a curated record.
AUGCCGAAGAAAAAGGGGAAAUCGGGAAAGUCGAAGAAAGGAGGGAAGAAAAAGGGUAAAUCCUCUUCAAAGGAAGGAUCAAAACCUGCGAAAGCAGACCCAAUGGCUCCGCUGUUUGUACAACCCCCACCUCGACCAGGCGAAAGGCUUGUGGAACUUUUGAAGAAGAAUCCAGUUGAUGAAAAGGAAAUUCAUGGCUACAAAGUGACCAACAGAAUACUUAAACAACUGACUCCUCAGGAGAUCCGAGAUCUGUUGAUGGUGUUUGAAUUGUUUGAUAAUAACAGUGAUGGGUACCAUGGGUCUGCUGAACUUCGCCGUGCAAUGAGAGCCUUAGGGUUCAAGUGUUCGAGGGAGGAAGCAAAGCAGUUGAUAGCUGACACAAGUCUAAAUGGCAAAAAUAUGAUUGAUUUCCCUGAGUUUCUAGAGGCAGUGAUUGACAGACAGGGUGAUGCAAGAGACAUGUAUGAUGAAAUACUCAAAGGUUUCAACAUGUUUGAUUAUGAAAAGACAGGAGCCAUUUCUUUGGAGGGUUUGAAGUUGGCAUGUGAGGAUGCUGGUAUAAAAUUUACUCAGAAGGAGCUAGAAGAAAUGAUUGAAGAGGCAGACCUGAAUGGUGACGGAAAAGUUGACCAAUCAGAAUUCAUUCGAAUUAUGCUACAGACAAACUUAUUCUAGAAACUUCAUCUCUAUGUGUAUUAACAUAAAAACCUGUGAUAUCUAACUGGCAAUUAAAUUCACUAAUCUAUUUAUGAAUGAUUAAGUUUGGUAGAGUCUAUAACUUCUGAUCAUUGGGUUGGAAUGGAUUAAAAGUUAUUUCCAGGGAUCUUUGUAAUGAAUAAAUUGUGAAUUUAAAUCUACCAAAACCAGAAUAAAAAA